Messenger RNA from Ilex paraguariensis (yerba mate), 1065 nucleotides. The record is from the annotation of a GenBank genome assembly. Lineage: Eukaryota; Viridiplantae; Streptophyta; Magnoliopsida; Aquifoliales; Aquifoliaceae.
AUGGCGAAUCAUGGUCUCCGAGGUUUCAUAUUGUGGCGGCGAAGAUGGGCUAAGAGAGAGUGGAUCAUCGCAGCCGCUGUGGGAUUCGCCAUACUCAUCUUUGCUUUCUCUCUCCUCUCCAAUUCAAGUUCCAAACAGUCCAAACCCAACCAGCCUUUUGAUUCCUCCAUCAAUGAAGGGGUACCCUUUACCUCGUUGCGCAAUGCCAAAGACAGAGGCGCCUAUUGUUUGGAUGGUAGUAUACCUGGGUACCAUUUUCAGAAGGGUUUUGGAUCUGGAUCUGAUAAUUGGGUUCUUCACAUUGAGGGUGGAGGUUGGUGCAAUACAAUAGAAUUAUGUUCUCUUCGGAAGAGAACUGCAGUAGGUUCUUCAAAUUACAUGGACCAUGAAGUUCAGUUUUCCGGCAUCUUGAGCCGUGACCCAUCACAAAAUCCUGAUUUCUUUAAUUGGAACAAAGUCAAGAUACGAUAUUGUGAUGGUGCAUCUUUUGCUGGCCACCCUGAAAGUGAAUUUAGAGGCGUAGCCAAAAGUUUGGACGAGAAUUGUAUUGCUGGAGUGGAACCUUCUAUGUGUUUCUUUCCUCAAGAAUUUAUAAAACACAUAAAGACCCCAAUUUUCCUUGUCCAACCAGCUUAUGAUUUUUGGCAGGUAACUUUUCCUUCGAUUCGAAACAUCUUAGUACCAGAUGCAUCAGAUCCUCAUGGCAGCUGGUUCAAGUGCAAGCUGAAUAUUCAUAAUUGCAAUCCCAGCCAGAUUGAAGUGCUACAAGGUUUCCGAAGUAAAUUGCUCAAGACACUGAGUGAGUUUCAGCAAAACAAGGAAGGGGGAAUGUUUGUAAAUUCUUGCUUCGUUCAUUGCCAGACAUGGAUGGCUGAGACAUGGCAUUCUCCCAGUUCUCCAAGAAUCAACAGUAAAGUAAGUUUUGUCAAUUAUCCUGUGGCAUGUAGUUCUGAUAAGUCGAUUGCAGAGUCUGUAGGUGAUUGGUACUUCAACCGGAAAGCAGCAAAACAAAUUGAUUGCCCUUAUCCUUGCAAUCCCACUUGCUAUCAUGUGAAUCUUACUUGA